CAGAAGGGGGCCUCCAGGGCCCGGAGAGUGCACCUUUCUUCCCCCUUCCCAUCUAUCACCCCCCAGCAAGCGACGCCCAGUUGUCCCGGUCCGAUUUUGUCCUUGCCCUGGCUUCGUCUUCAGGCGAGGGCCGUGAGUAGCGCGACCGAGUCUUUGGAGGCGAUGCUGCAGAACCGGCCCACAGUGUGUUGCGUGUUGCUGGAGGCGUACGUGGGAGUGCUGGAGGACCCCGAGACGGGCGAGGAGACCGAGCAGGAGGUCGGCGGGCAUUGCGUCAUGGUCGUGGGGGGCGACCUCCUGGGCCCCGGCUACGUCGCGUUCGACCCGUGGGGGCCUGGCGACGGGGCGGUGAGCUUCUGGUCCGGGCACGACGCCGAGCGGGCGUCGCCGCUGGCGUGGGUGGAGCUGGCGACGCCUGCGGGGCCGGCCGCGCCAGCGCAGCCGGCGCCGCCCGCGCCCGCCGACAUGUCGGCUGGAGGGGCGCUGAGCCCAGACAUGCUCGCGCCGUUACAAAAAGUCGCAGCACCUCAGAUCCUGGCGUUUCACACGGUUCGAGCCAGGCGGUUUCGCCGAGUUUCGGCCUUUAGAGCCCUCACAGAUCGAUCCAACUCGGAAACUG
Prorocentrum cordatum is the source of this 619-nucleotide messenger RNA. Lineage: Eukaryota; Dinophyceae; Prorocentrales; Prorocentraceae. The record is from the annotation of a GenBank genome assembly.